Molecule: messenger RNA, 2661 nt
Organism: Ipomoea triloba (trilobed morning glory)
Lineage: Eukaryota; Viridiplantae; Streptophyta; Magnoliopsida; Solanales; Convolvulaceae
Product: patatin-like protein 7
Exons: 3
Coding region: 528-1949 (473 amino acids)
Biological process (GO): lipid metabolic process
Source: RefSeq, a predicted model, not a curated record
AUUUACCAGUGUUUAUGGAAUCAAAUAAUGUGUUUCUGAACUAAAAAUUUGUAAAAAAAAUUGUAAAUUUCCAGUUCCCUAAUCCUGUGGGGCUGGGUGUCCUACGCAGACAUCUGCAGAUGGCGAUAGAAUAAGAGAAAGAGAAAGAGAAAGAGAAAGAGAGAGGCCCAUGGAAGUUUAUAUGUAUAUAUUACGAGAAAUUAUAUAAUUAAUACAAAUGGCGUCUUCAUAACAGACAUGCCCUGCAACUGCUAUUCUGCCAUUUGUUGUUACCACCCUUUGUCAUUUUCUUCAAUUCCUUUCUUGCUUCCAUCGCUUAUCCUUCCUCCCUUGACGUCUUCUACUUCUUUUUCUCUCUCUAUACUCUGUGUAUAUAUAUCGAAAAUCUUGUGUGCACUGUGGAAAUGGAGAAAUUGGUGUUUGUUUGAUUUCUGGCUCUAAAAACACUACUGUAGAUUGUUUGAGUUUAUGAGGCUAGGCGAGGGGAGGUGAGGUUUGUUACAAGUUGUUUGAAUUGUGGCGAUAAAAUGGCGGGGACUCAUCGGAAUGUUCUUCAAGGUUCGACUACGGAGGGGGAGGAGCCGAGUGUAGAUACAGAUAAGCUGAGUUACGAGAUCUUUUCUAUACUGGAGAGUAAGUUUUUGUUCGGUUACGAUGAUCAGAAGCUUUGGAUUCCGAAAACUAUUGCGCCGGCGGUGGAGGGAGAUGAUAAAAACGAGGUUGCGGAGGUUGGCGGGAACGAUGAAGUGCAAGCGAUCAUAAACCAGAGAGGGAAGAUUUGUAUAUUGGCGAUUGACGGCGGCGGAAUGCGGGGGAUUCUGUCCGGGAAAGCGCUGGCGUAUUUGGAACAGGCGUUGAAGGUGAAAUCGGGGAAUCCGGAGGCGCGGAUCGCGGAUUAUUUUGACGUGGCGGCCGGCUCCGGCGUCGGAGGGAUUUUCACGGCGAUGUUGUUUGGGACGAAGGAUAGGAGCCGUCCGAUUUUCAAUGCGGACGACACGUGGAGGUUUUUGGCUGAGAAUGGGAAGAAGCUGUAUUCUUCUUCUUCCAAAGGUUCCGGGAGCGGCGGUUUUCUCAGGCGAGUUUUCCGCGGUAGCGACGGAACCGUUUCCGCCGCCGCGCGGUUGGAGAAGGCGAUGAAAGAGGCGUUCACGGACGAGAAAACCGGGCGGAGCUUGACGUUGAAGGACACGUUGAAGCCGGUUUUGAUCCCCUGCUACGACCUCUCCAGUACGGCGCCGUUUCUGUUCUCCCGAGCCGACGCGCUGGAGACGGAGAGCUACGACUUCCGGCUCUGGGAGGUCUGCCGAGCCACGUCGGCCGAGCCGGGAGUGUUCGAGCCGGUUUGCAUGACGUCAGUGGACGGGUCGACCCGGUGCGUGGCGGUGGACGGUGGAUUAGCCAUGAGCAACCCGACGGCGGCGGCGAUCACGCACGUGCUCCACAACAAGCAGGAGUUCCCUUUCGUGAGAGGCGUCGAGGACAUUUUGGUACUUUCGCUCGGCACGGCCCAGCUUUUAGAAGGCAGCUUUGAAUAUGAACAAGUCAAGGGCUGGAAGGCCAAGCAAUGGGCUAUACCUAUGGCCCGCAUCUCCGGCGACGGCUCCGCCGACUUAGUCGACCACGUCGUCGCCAUGGCUUUCGGCCACUCACGGACCACCAAUUACGUCCGCGUUCAGGCCAAUGGAUUUAACUCUGGUAGUUGCGGAGUGAACCUAGACACUGACCCGAGUCCCAACAAUGUGAAAAGGCUCGUUGGGAUAGCGGAUGAAAUGCUGAAGCAGAAAAACGUGGAGUCUGUGCUCUUCGGUGGCAAGAGGAUUGGCGAGCAGAGCAAUUUCGAGAAACUGGAGUGGUUUGCUGGAGAACUGGUGCAAGAACAUCAGAGGAGGAGUUGCAGAAUCGCUCCCACUGUCGCAUUCAAGCAGGCUACACCAACAACUCCCAAAUAGUGUUCAGAAUAACAAGAAAAGAAGAAAAAAAAUAUAUACGGUGAAGGUGAAAAAUGAGUGGAGCUGAUGGGAGAAAAGAAAAGGGUAAAAACCAAAAGUGAAGAAUAUAAUGGUAAAAAUAGUGGGUUAAGGGUUUAGAUUUGAAAGAGGCCUGGCCUAAGAGGGAACGCGGUUGUGGUGGUGGGGACUGAAUGAUCUUUGGUGGGAUUCUUUGCCGGCAUUGUGGUGGCCAUUGCUAAAGCAAAUGGAAGUGCUCCCAUUUCAAACAUUAGAUAAUGCAUUCAAUUGGUAGUUGGGAAAUUAUAUUUAUAUUUCCUUAGUAUUUUUGUUUGUCUUCCCAAUCUUUUCUCCGAUCCUUUCGUGGCCACAUUUAUUCUUGUCUCUUAUACCAGUUCUCGGUCCAAUAAAUUAAGAAAAAGGAGUGGAACCCAAAGGUAGGUUCUUACGCGUUACUCGACUGGAAACAUCACUUUCUGUUCGAUUACAUUAAGCUAGAUGAAACCCAAUCCCUGUUUUCUUUGUGUAAUCAUUGUUUUUUUCUUCUUCUUUUCCUUUAUUAGUGAAGAUUGUGUCAUGGGAUAGAGAAUGUAAUGUGUAAAUGAGAACUUCUCAAGUGGUUACUUUAGUGUUUUUAUUUUUAUUUUACUAGUAGUGUAUUUUUGCCUAUAUCUACUCUUUGAGAUAAAUAAAAGGCAAAUUAUCAUUUGAUUUA